This is a messenger RNA of Salvia miltiorrhiza (redroot sage), 2588 nucleotides long. RefSeq lists its product as uncharacterized. The record is from RefSeq and is a predicted model, not a curated record. NCBI's taxonomy places the organism in Eukaryota, Viridiplantae, Streptophyta, Magnoliopsida, Lamiales, Lamiaceae. The coding region runs from base 156 to 2588 and encodes 810 amino acids. The transcript has 4 exons.
UUCGCCCCUACUGCUGUUGCCUGCUGCUUCCACCAGCCGACAGCCGCCGCCGAACCCCGCCGCCGACCGCCGCCGUGCCCAGCCGCCCAGUUCGACGAUUUCGUUUCGCCGCUUUCUUCACGACACCCGCCGGAAACCACCACCAAUUUGCAAGAAUGAGUGAUAAUCGUACGUGGAUGUACGCGAGAUACAAUGAUCGUACUGCAUUUGAAACGGGGCUUGAGUUUUUCCUUGAGUGGGCGUUCAAUCAAACGGCGUACACAGAUGGACAAGGUAACAUUAGGUGCCCGUGUAAGAAGUGCAAGAAUCAAGCGUAUUUAGAUGUACCUACGGUCAGAAAACAUGUUAGUAGGCGUGGAUUUGUCCUGAAUUACAAAGUUUGGGUUUGUCACGGGGAAGCACCGCUGUAUAUGCCGAGAGAACAUGCUAUAAUGAAUGAGGAUGAUGGAUUAUACAAUAACUACGAAAGGAUGGUGCAUGACCAUGCUGGACCUAGUAAUUAUCAAGAUCCUCCAAAUCUGGAGCAGCCGCCCAAUAAUGACGCUCAACAGAUUUAUAACAUGUUGGAUGCAGCGGAUACUCCAUUGUACGCAGGAUGUGACACGUACACACAAUUAAGUUGGAUGACUCAAUUCAUGAGCAUAAAGACUGAAAGCCACAUGUCAGAGAGGACUUACAAUCAGAUGUCUUCGAUGAUGAAAGCUGCUUUACCAGAGGGUAACAACUGUCCAGAAGACUUCUAUAGUACGAAAAGAAAUCUACGUGGUUUGGGUUUGCCAGUAGAGAAGAUCGAUUGCUGUGUUAAUAACUGCAUGUUGUAUUGGGGGGAAACUAGUGAGCUACAUAGUUGUAUGUUCUGUGACCAAUCACGAUAUAAGGACAGCUUGCGUGCAUCUGGAAGUCGCAGAAAGAAACAAGUGCCCGCCAAACAGAUGCAUUAUUUUCCCUUGACGCCCCGAUUGCAGAGAUUGUUUGCAUCUCCUGCAACUGCUGAACAUAUGCGGUGGCAUGCGACCUCCACAGACGAUGGGAUAAUGCGCCACCCGGCCGACUCUCCGGCAUGGAAACAUUUGAAUUCAGUCUUUCCUGGAUUCGCCGAGGAGAUCAGAAAUGUGAGAUUGGGCCUCUCUACAGAUGGUUUUGCCCCAUUUGCACAAUCAGGGCGUCAAUAUUCUUCUUGGCCAGUUAUUGUCACGCCGUAUAACCUGCCUCCGUGGUUGUGCAUGAAAGAACAAUUCAUGUUCCUCACAGUCCUCGUGCCUGGCCCAUCAAACCCAAAGAUGAAGUUGGACGUAUUCUUACAGCCAUUGAUACACGAGUUAAAAUCUCUGUGGGAGGUUGGUGUGAACACUUACGAUAUAUCGUUGAAGCAAAAUUUCCAGAUGCGAGCAGCUCUGAUAUGGACUAUCAGUGAUUUUCCAGCGUACGCUAUGUUGUCUGGGUGGGGUACAGCUGGGAAAUUGGCAUGUCCACAUUGCAUGGAGAAUACAGAAGCAUUCACUUUGCCGAUGAGUGGAAAACAAUCGUGGUUUGAUAAUCAUCGGAAGUUCUUACCUCCUAACCAUGUGUUUAGGAGAAACAAAACUUCAUUCUUGAGGAAUAAGAUAUGCAAUGUUGGUCCACCAGAACAAAGAUCAGGAAUACAAAUCUUGAAUCAAAUCGAGGGGUUAGGCUUCGUGAAGGUUACAGAAGACUUCGAUGGCAGGAACGCUCAACUCGCCAAAUAUCAAGAUGUAGGGUGGAAAAAGAAAAGCAUAUUUUGGGAUCUACCCUAUUGGAGACAUCUUUUGAUUCGACAUAAUCUGGAUGUCAUGCACAUUGAGAAAAAUGUGUUUGAUAACGUGUUUAAUACUGUCCUGAAUGUGAAGGGGAAGACAAAAGAUACAGAAAAAUCUAGAGAAGAAUUGAACACCUUCUGCAAGCGGAAAGAGUUGAAGAAAGUGGAUGGAACUCGAGGGUAUCCGAAAGCAUGUUAUACGCUUGACAGGGAAGAGAAGAAGAUCUUACUUCAAUGGAUCAAGAGUCUUAAGUUUCCCGAUGGGUACGUGUCAAAUAUUAGUAGAUGCGUUGACAUGAACGCCCUGAAGAUGCACAACAUGAAAAGUCACGACUGUCACGUGUUCAUGCAAAUCCUUCUGCCUGUUGCAUUUAAAGAACUUCUUCCUAAGAAUGUUUGGGAGGCAAUUACAGAGUUAAGUUUCUUCUUCAGAGAAUUAACAUCCCGCAACAUGGCCAUAUAUGACAUGAGAAUAUUGAGUGAGAAGAUAGUUGUUACUCUUUGCAAACUUGAGCCUAGAAGCUUAGAGAAAGGAAAUUGUAGACAUUCAAGCAAGAAUUUGCCAACAUUAAAGAUAGAAAAGAAGCUUCUUGAGGUGUUUCCCCUUUUGUUCUGCUUUCCUCUCUCGUUGUUGUUUGGUUUUGCUGGUUCGCGUUGCUCUGGAUGUCGCCUCUACGCUGCUCUGGAGGUCCUCUGGAGCCCUACUCUGCUCUGGAAAACUCCUCUGCUCUGGAGACCUCCUCUGCUGUCGAGGCCUUCUCGGCCCGGGAAGUCUGCUCUACUCUGGAGGACACCUCUGCUCGGGAGGUGA